AGAAAGUUUAGGGAUCGGGAACAUGGUGAUGGAAAGGGGCUAUAAGCACCUAAUUCUUGGUGGGAAACACAACAUCUGUAAUGCUUUCGUGACAUACAAGCAGACUUGUGAGGUAAAUGUUGUCACGUCUGCAACAUAAUUAUUUCGUGAAACAUCAAAAGCCCUCUGUUUGUAUGCGAAUGUUGUGUGGCUAGCUUAGCCUGGCUACUUGUUCCGCUAGCCAGCCAUAGCUGGCCAUCGUUUUUGUUAAGUGAACGAAGUGAAAGCAAUAAAGCUAGAAAGCAGUGUUUGCCUCCAACCGAGGCAGGGCCCAGUGGGUCAGACUGCUUGAGUAAUGUGGUUUAGUUUCUCUCGGGAAGAUGGAUGAAAGGUCCACCAACCACCACCGGCUCUUGAUUGCCCUGGUGAUAAUCUUGCUCUUUGGCGUUAUUGUGCUUCAGUACCUUUGUCCUAGCUCCGGUUGCCAACUGUUGCACCUAGGAUCAUUGGCCUCCAACUCGGGCAGCAAUGCCAUCGGGUCCCAGGGAAACGACAUUGGCCUCAGUGGACAGGACACAUACGUCGCUGAGGACUGUGCCCUGGCCCGUUUUGUUCCCCGCUUCAAUUUCACUUCUGCAGACCUCGGUCGACUCGUAGACUUCAAUAUCCAGGAAGAUGAUGUUAUUGUUUUUCUACACAUUCAUUAGACAGGGGGCACAACAUUUGUUGCGUAAUAUUAAACUCGAGAGGCCUUGUGAGUGUCAUGCUGGCCAAAAGAAAUGCCCCUGUUACCGGUCAGGUAAAAGGGAAACGUGGCUUUUCUCUCGGUUCUCCACUGGCUGAAGCUGUGGUCUUCACGCGGACUGGACCGAGCUGACCAACUGCGUGCCGUCUCAUGAACACGCGCGAGCCCCCCAAGAAGUCUACAGUUCCCAGUCUGUCUCUAUAUUCUAUCUGUCUGCUGUUCUUCAGCCGGAACUACUACUAUAUCACCAUCCUGCGUGACCCGGUGUGGCGUAACCUGAGCGAGUGGCGGCACGUGCAGCGCGAUGCCACCUGGAAGGCCUCCCUGCACGUGUGUGACGGGCGCGCCCCCACGCUGGCCGAGCUGCCCAGCUACGACCCCGGGGAUGACUGGUCCGGCUGCUCCCUGCAGGAGUUCAUGGACUGCCCCUACAACCUGGCCCAGCGAUAAGCCCCAGUGAGGACUACAUGGAUAAUGUGGAACAGUGGCGGUAGUAGUGAGAGGACCAAGUUGGAGAAAGAGGGAAGAGUUGAGCCUUGUCUAUACAGACAUUAUGGGCGCUUCCUGCAAAUGUGCACGUCUUCACGUCCCUCCAUGGAUUUGAAAGGAAAUUACUGGUAUUAGAAAAAUGUGUUUUUAACCAUGCCUAUACCAAUCCAAUGCUAUAUGAGGGUAGUAGUGAACAAAUGCACACUUCGGGAACAAGGAGAUAUGGGAUACACACAUUCUCAAAACUCUCCACUAACAGCGUACAGCUCCCUUUAGCCUGCAUCCGAACCUGUAGUCCAUGGACAGCUUUCCAUUUAGCAAAACGUGCUUAUUUUUCUUCAAUGUAAUUUAUUUUUGUGUACUUCACUAACCCACAUUGUGGUCAUGACAUUUCAUAGAGAAAAUCCAGGGCUCGUCACAAUUGGCAUCCUAUUCCCUAAUAUAGUGCACUUUUGACCCCGGUCAAAAGCUGUGCACUACAUAGAGAAUAGAGUACCAAUUGGGACAGGGUGACUACCAAUACCAUGCACCUCUCAAUCGCCCAAGCCUUCUGAUGAAACCUUACGGUUCACGUACAGAAUUGUUGGUUAUAUACCAGGGGGAAAAAAUAUUUUCCCUGAUAGUCCAUUUGAUAUUGAUUUUAUAAGCACAUUUUUGUAACGGAUUUUGUUUCAAAGAGAAUAAGCUUUUUUCUCCCUUGCUGCUUUUCUAUUCAUAUUAUGCCACAAUGUUGUUGUGAAUUAUGUUGGUAAAGCUGUUGAAUGAUUUGUCAGAUGACAUGCAGCUCACAAAUGACUGAGAAAGACUUGAAAUGACCGAAGAAGAAAAUAAAAAAGUCUCACUAAAUGAGAUGUAAUAAUGA
Molecule: messenger RNA, 2075 nt
Organism: Oncorhynchus masou masou (cherry salmon)
Lineage: Eukaryota; Metazoa; Chordata; Actinopteri; Salmoniformes; Salmonidae
Gene: hs6st2
Product: heparan sulfate 6-O-sulfotransferase 2
Exons: 2
Coding region: 875-1174 (99 amino acids)
Cellular component (GO): membrane
Molecular function (GO): heparan sulfate 6-sulfotransferase activity
Source: RefSeq, a predicted model, not a curated record